Xylona heveae TC161 is the source of this 1593-nucleotide messenger RNA. Its product is annotated as kinase-like protein. NCBI's taxonomy places the organism in Eukaryota, Fungi, Ascomycota, Xylonomycetes, Xylonales, Xylonaceae. Gene Ontology annotation, molecular function: ATP binding; protein serine/threonine kinase activity. Gene Ontology annotation, biological process: peptidyl-serine phosphorylation; peptidyl-threonine phosphorylation. The record is from RefSeq and is a predicted model, not a curated record. The transcript has 2 exons. The coding region runs from base 241 to 1395 and encodes 384 amino acids.
CCUCAAGAACCCUUGUUGCUUGUCCGCCUGGUGAUAUCUAUCUAUUCAAAGUGCACAACUACAAAUGAGACUUUGCUGGUCCGACAAUUAGAAAGCUUGAGCCAAUCAGAAUGCAUUAGACGAUUGAGACCCCUCAUUUCCCCGGGCCUCCUCCCUCUUUAUUUCACCUCUCUCCUAGAACACAGAGUGCUCUUUUCCACACCUACUCUUGAAGGAUAACACUUCUCACGUCGUUCUGUUAUGUCUAUCCAGUGCCAAUUUCCUGGUGUGCGUUGGAUCGGGUUUGGAGCCAUCUCCUACGUCUAUAAAGUCCACCGUUGCAUCGUGGUCAAGGUCCCAAAGUCCGGAGAGUUUGAGAGAGAGCAGUUUGAUAGGGAACUCGAAAUCUAUCAGAUCUUCUCGCGACAUCCGCCAUGUCCCUCUGUGGUGCAGUGUUUUUUCUACUCAGACAAUGGCAUCUUCCUUGAGUACAUGAGAGAUGUCUCCCUUUCUGCUAGGAUACAAAACAAUCAUAUUCGGGAUUGUCAAACAAGGAUAGUUACUAAAGUGGAAAAAUUGGAGCCUCUGUCCCUGCGAAAGGAAUGGAUUAAUGACCUUGCUCAAGCCGUCGCUUUCCUCGAAUCGCUCAAUCUCGCUCAUGGUGACCUACGGCCUGAAAAUAUACUGCUCGAUGGCAACCGGCUGAAACUGUCCGAUUUUGAUUGUGCGGCAGAAAUCGGGACAAACUUCGAAGCCUGUGUGGCCCCGUAUGGAAGAAUACUCAACGGUAACGAGACGGACCAAGGACAACGUGGGACUUCCGGCUUCCUGGGUCCUAGAACAGAGCAGUUCGCCCUUGGUUCCUUGUACUAUUUGAUAAACUAUGGCUUUGAGGUUUAUGAAGAUCGAUGCCUUACCGAGGAUUCUAAGGAGCAUGGCCCUAAGGUCGUGGACUUCUUGCAAAAUAUGGAAUUUCCAAAUCUAGAUGGUGAUCCACUGAUUGACGAUAUCAUCGACAAGUGCUGGCACAACAAAUAUGCUACGGUUGUGGAAUUGGCUGCACACACUGCAACGCUUCUUACUUACAGAACCAACCAGGAAGGAACCCCACCUGACACAACCUUCAUCACUCAAUUGCACAUGGUUGUAUGCCGCAUCAUAAAUGGGAUAUGGUCUAGCUUUGGGGACUGGUGGACAUUGGUGUGCCAGACGAAUGGCAAGGUGACAAACACCGAACAAUCCAAUGGCAGGGAGCCCAACAGCAACAGCUAUAAUGUGGAUCAAGCCUACUUGACAGAGGAUUUCCUUUCGAAAAAAGCAUUCUGUCAGAACUUGGAGAAGUGUGAACUACCUCGUCUGCUUUCUUCGGAUGAGCCCGAGAGACUUGGAUUUACUUUGGAGUGGCAUAGUUCCUGAGGUGGGUUAAUUAACUAUCAGGUGAUUAUCUCUAGAGUUUGUUUAUGCAAUUACGUUAUGAAUGAGAGGUGUUAUACUUGUUAUCCAUCUUAAAAGCUUGUUAUUGAUUAAUUAUAGAUGUUUUACACGAGAGUCAAUUUAGUCCUUUCAUAUAUCAUGAUAUGUACAUGAGGAACGCUAUUGGACAUGAAAUGGGAC